This is a messenger RNA of Amphibalanus amphitrite, 4597 nucleotides long. RefSeq lists its product as uncharacterized. NCBI's taxonomy places the organism in Eukaryota, Metazoa, Arthropoda, Thecostraca, Balanomorpha, Balanidae. Gene Ontology annotation, molecular function: signaling receptor activity. Gene Ontology annotation, cellular component: signaling receptor complex; external side of plasma membrane. The record is from RefSeq and is a predicted model, not a curated record. The transcript has 13 exons. Gene Ontology annotation, biological process: nervous system development. Bases 1 to 2820 code for a protein of 939 amino acids.
AUGACGCUUAUCUCCGGCUGUACAACCGGUUCGCUGGGGCGGCGGUGGCAGUCACUGCUGCCGCUGCUGGUGGUGACUGUCGUGUGGCUGGACGCCGCGGCUGCCAGCGAGUUUCCUGAGCGCGAGUGCUGCGACUCCAUACCUCCACUGCCGGCCCAGUUCACUACACCGCCGGUGUCUGUGGCCACCGAAAAACCCAAGACGAGCAGCACUUCAACAACGACGACAGCCAAACCAACAGUGAUCAGCAUCCGAACGGCGUCGACGACCAUCAACUGCAAGCUGGCGAGAGAGUUGUGUGAGAAGGACCGCGUCUGCCAUUCCAUUACGGCCAUCAUCCCGCGACUCUGCGGACAGGAGCUAGUGUCGUGCUCGACGGUGACGGUGACCAAGUGUCGGGCGGCUCUGAGGACACUGGUGGCCUUCCAGUUCUUCCAGCCCACCUGUCUGUGCAAGGAGCAGCGCGUCGACCCCGAGUGUAACACCUACCGCAACCUGGUGUUCGACCACCCCUGCUUCGGAAUGCGCAGUCAGGAUAACGACCCGUACCCGGUCCACGCCCUGCCGACCUGCGACUACGCCCUGGACGCCUGCCGAAACCAGGAGCAGUGCGCGCCACUGUACGACAACUACUUGAAGGCGUGUCCGUUUGAGCUGGACGAGUGCCACAUGACGAACAGCUCUGCAUGUCUGGACGCCUGGAACCAGCUGAAAAUGAGCCCCGUUUUCGGAUGUAUGUGCACGAACGUUCAGGAAGAAAGUUGUGAGAAAAUCUAUGAGAAGGUACACAAAAACCCCUGCAUUGUUCGCACCUCCCGCGCCCCUUCCCCCGGCGCGCGCUAUACCGGUGUGUCCUCACGGACUGUUGUUACAGUGAGCGGCCUGGGAGGGGACGAGGUCACCCGACCACUAGCUGAACAUCAUCUGGUGGCUCCGCUGUACGAGGUAACCUCACAGCGACCCCGGUCAUCCGAUAUCGUAAGGACCCUCUAUGGGCCCGAUGAAGACGAGGAGCCAGAGAACCCCUUCGCUCCGCCCAAGCUGCCAGAGACGACCAAGGUUGAUCUGGUGACUGUGAGUUCGGUCGACCUGGAGUCGGCCGGGCCGGUGCUGCAGUCGUCCUGUCACACGGCGCUGGCCAACUGUCGCCGGGACCGCCGCUGCCGCCUUCUGCUGGAGCCCAUGUUGAACAGCUGCGCGGCCGACUCGUGCCACCGCCAGCAGUGUAUGAAGCACAUGCAGGAGUUCUACGACCAGUCAGACAGCGUGCUCGUCAUGGACGCCGCACUCUGCGUCUGCCGCCGGAGCGACGCGGGCGAGUCGGGCUGCGUGGCGGCCAUGCAGCGGCUGCACCCGUCGUGCGCCAGCCAGCCGGAGGGCGGCCGGCUGCCGUCGUGUCUGCGGGUGGCGCGCCACUGCCGCCGCCAGUGGGACGGCCGCUGCCGGCCGCGGCUCGAGCGCUACGAGCAGGCGUGCGCCGUGGACGUGGUGACGGCCCGCUGCGCCGGCCCCAGCGAGCACUGCCGGAGCGCACUGCUGGCCGUGCUCGGUACCGAGCUGCACAGCCACUGCGGCUGCCACGACGCGCCGGCGGCCGGCUCCACGCCCGGCCAGCACAGCUGCCACGACUGGGAGCGCCUCCUUUGGGCUAACCCCUGUGUCGUGGAGGCACAGCGAGAGUUCCACCGGCAGCGCUCUGUCCUUCUGGAGCCCAUACUCAAGGAGUACGGGGAGACGGUCGCCCCGAACGGCGGACCAGCCGAGUCGCCAUCGCAGAACCCCGCUCGUCGCGUGUCGGAUGUCACCAUCAUCACAACCACCACCACCACAACCACCACCACGCCAGCCACCGCAGCAACCACCACUACCACCACCACUGCUGCAACCACGUCAACCACCAGUGCUACCACCACCAGUACCACGACGGCGCCGCGCUGGCCGGGGGUGGUGAGGGGCGCCGCGCCGCCGCCGGUCCGUCCACCUCGCCCUACGAGUGCCGCACAGCCGCCGCUGCCGGCUCAUUGCGUCUCCCGCCGGGAGGGCAGGCCACUGGAGAGGAUACCGGUCGGCUCCGGAAUCAGGUAUAACCGUCUGGAAGAUGACCCGGACGACCCGUACCGGGACGAGGAGGACUGCUCGGAGCUGUGCAUGUGCCACGGCCGCGGCCGGCUCGUCUGUAACGUGCUCGACUGUCUGGAGAAGCGCGAGUGUCAGUCGUCACUGGCGCUGUACCACCACGGCACGGCCGGCCUGGUGCCCUACCGAGAGGGAUGCGUCUGCCACCAUGGGGACUUUAUCUGCAUGAGACCGCCCGCAGAUGAGUACACUCUGCCUUUCGGAGUGUUCCUCUUUCUGGGUUACAGCAGAAAAGAGGAGGAGAUUCUGCACCCGUACACGCAUAAAACGGUCAAAGACCACACUAUCACAGAACUGAAGAUGCUCCUUUUGAACACCAUGCGAGAGAUGGGCAGAGACUUCCAGGAGUGGCCGUGUAAGCUGUCCAUUCACCAGCGCUUCGAGUCGACAGAGAACAUCAUAGUUCAGGCGAAACUGGAGGAAGUCGAGAAAAUGUAUAAUCAGAGUCUCAGUCAUGACCUCUUGAAAAGGGAAAAGGAUAAGUGCACCGGUCCCCUGAGGGACAUCAGCUACAUGAUCAACAAUCGCGAGCGUUCCAUUGUGUCGCAUCCUCUCCUCUCCGUCUUCAAGAUGGCUGACGUGGAUGUCACCACGCCCGACACGUCAGCAGCGGGGCCGUCGCCUCAGUCAGCUGCUGUCCUGCUGCUAUUGGCCACACUGCUGGCUAUGGGACCCCCAGCGUGACGUCAUCAAGGCAGAGAGUGGCCGACGGCCGGACCUGUUGUGGCUCAACCUUGGUGCCGAGCUGGAUGGUUACGCGAGUGAAUGAAGUCUAGUGUAGCUACAAUCGCUGAUCGAGAAACAGUAAAUCUGCUGCAUAACGGGCUUCUCGGCAUUCCUGGGAAAUGCAGUAGCAUAGUGUUCUGAUUCUAGAUACAAUACCGGGAAGUGGCAGAGCCCUGAAGAUUUUUGUGACAAUAUUUGUCGCUUCUAUUUUGAGGCUGAUGGCCACAGCUGGCUGUGAAUUGUUUAGAUACAGAACUCGAUGCUGAGUAGCCAGUGUUACCGUAAGCACUGACCGUGAAGCAGCGACUCGCGGGGGUCGGGGAUCUGGCAGCACCGCGCAAAGCCGGGAGGGCCAGAUCUGGCAGCACCCCUGCGAAGCUGGACUGCAGUGGCAGCGAUAAGCAAUACAAGUGCGAGGCGUCCCGGCUAGGCAGCCGGCGACGGUGUAAACGAUAUCAUGGCUAUCAGUGAAGAAUCAGAUAGUUUGGAGUGUGUGUGCGAUGUGAGACGUUGUAUAGGCGUUUAAGGGGUGUGAUGUGUCAUCAGCUGCACAUUGUGUGGUGUUGAGAGCUAGGCCCGUCUGCUCCUGUCUCAGUUCCUGGGGUCGAAGGAAGAAGAGCUAUACCGAAUGAUAUUGCUUCGAUGGUUGCAUCAUUCCGUUUUCUCGUUCAAUUAUUUGCUGCAGACGGCCAUGGCCUUCGAUGACCUGCUGGCUUUAUUACAUAUAUCCUCGUAAGGUCAUAUUUUGACCCUCUUUACACCCAGGUAGCCAUGUUGCACUUUUCUCGCACCCAGGCAACCGUGCUAUGUCCUUCUCUUCACCCAAGGUUCCUUGUUAUACUCCUCUCUACUGUCUACCGUCUACACUGAGACAACCAUGCCACUACCUUCUCCACACAUCCGGAUGCCCAAACACACACUGUGUCCUCUGCAACACUCAUCACUCUGAACAGCUCGUCUGCGAGAGUGAGAAACGCUAUUCCAUGUGAUUUGAGCUGAUGAGUGUGGUUAAUGCUUGAAGCGUGUCCGUUCCGUGGACUGUUGUGCAUCAGCGUCAGGCUUGUUAAGUGUUAUGAUUACUUAGCAACAUGUGUUACAUGUCUAUGUAAGGUACGCUCUCGCAGCUUAGAUCUGACUUGAGUUUUAUGGGCGAAAUACUGUCUAUAUCCCGCGACUGCUGUUAUAGCUGGCAGGUUAAACCAUCCGCUUUCUCAAUAUCGCGCGAGCGAGUCGCUAGCCUAGUGUUAUGACAGAAAGAUGCCGUAUUCACACAAGUAGAAGGAAAAUGCACUGAUAACAGCGGUACUAAUGAUUUACGUUGUGGCAUAGAUAACAUGAAUCUAUGCUAUCCAUGAUUCAUGUUAUCUGUGGUUGUUGCAAUGCCAGUUUGUUUCUCGAAACCUUUUUCUAGUUAGUUUUGUCUGUAUGUAUAGUAAUCAUUCUUUUACAAUAACCAUUCGUGCAUGUUUUAAUCAUCUUUAGUUGUAAUCUACAAAAAGGCACUAUAUGUAGAAAAAUACUAGCAAGGUCGCUAACUUUAUCAACUGUCAUUACCUUUAUGUGAAAUCGCUUAGUGCAUGGUGUUUACUUACAUGUUUGCGCUAGGUGAUGGUAUACCGUAAUUCCUAAGGUUACAGGCGACCUUAACGACAUAUCAUGACUGGUAAUCAGUUGUUCAAUCUGUAUCGUCGAAAGUAAACAUAUCAGCGAUGACAAUCUUCUAUUAGAUCUGUUC